CAGAUUUUUUAAAAGAAAAAUGGCGGAUAUGAAUUCUGGAAAGCAAUCGGAAAGGUUUGUAUCUUUUUAGUUAAUAACGUUACUGAAAGUUUUUCUGAAGUUCACUGCUUUGCUGUGAAGAAUUGGGUGGAAUUAACGUGCUAUCUCAGUGGGUCAUAUUGAGUUUUCCAUCAAAGGACUGGAGGAGCUUGCUAACGUUAACCUCCGUCACUGCCCGGCUAACGUUAGCUACUAACGUUAGCUAGCUAACACCGGCAAUAAUACGCCUAUUUUAAAGUUGUCCUAGUGAUAUCCACGUUGAUAGACAGCUAACUAGCCAUUUGAACAUAAACAAUGCUCACGUGGUUGUGUUGAUCUUUCUCUACCUCUUUUUCUAUUGAUGUCAUCAGCAGCUGCGACAGCUCUGCUGAACACAAGAAGAAGGUAAGACACUCAACAGCUGAUUGUGUUGUGGUCUAGGCGUUUUUGGUUGCACAUAAGGGCCACUAUAAUAUUCAUAACCUUAAUAAAAUGGUAGCAAGCUGAUGAAGUUAGCAUACCACUGACGAUAACAUACGAAUGAUCUAAAAGCCCACUCUCAUUUUGUCUGUUGAUCAAGGUCCACCAAGAAGAAAACCCUCAGCAAGGACUCAAAAGACUUUGCCCUGGGAGUCCAAGCCCAGCAGCUCCUCACCCCAAAUCUCCCCACAGACACACUCCUGCCUCCACCACCACCAAUACCCAGAUGUCAGAAACAACAGAGGUACAGAUGGAGCCAGCUCUGGAGCUGUGUUCUGGAGGAGAGGGGCAGGGAAGGGACCCUGAGGGGGUGUGUUAUAACAGAGGGUCGAUCGUUGAGCCCCAGCAGAACGCGAAGGAAAUCCUGGAGGAGGUCAACCAGGGGCCGACGCUCUCUCCCUGCCCUCCCCAACACCAACCAGAGUGAGACCCGAAACCCGUAUUUUUCAAUAUCUUAAACAUUGGUUGUGGUGUCUGGGAUGGGUGACAUUCUAGCCAGAGCGUCCGGUCGGAUAGAGAGUAUUGUUUACUUACGUUUUGAGACGUUAAACAUAUACUCAUUCCGAGCUAUGGCUAGAGUCAGCCACCUAUCCCAGGUUGACCCUAAACAACAGUGAAUGGCAGUAAGGGAAGGAGGCACAAUUAGGGCUAAGUGAUUUACAAAAUGUUCUCUUGUAACCUGUAAACGCCAAGCUUCUGUCUAAAUGGCCUCUCAUCCAGCUCUAUGCAGGUCAAUCAGCCAAUCCCUACCAGAGGAGGAGAGGCUGGAGAAACUGAUGGAGGCCUCUAUGAGGGUACGUUUAAGUGAUUAGAAUUCACUAGGGGUGUGUGUUUUGAAGGUCAGGUUAACUUCAACCUGUAGGUUAUUUCAACAUCUAUGUGAUCCUGGCUGACAAUUUAGCUGACUUUCUGUGUGUCCCAUCCACUCCUCUUUGUCUCCAGCUGGCAGUCGAGAAGUUACAAGACUCACUGAGCACGACACCCAACGCCAGUUUAGAGUCACUUCAGACACAAGGUUGGUAGGAUCCUUGUACGUCUAUCAAAUAAGUAGGGGUUUUGGAUUGUAACAUCCGGCAAAAAAACAACCAAUGUUUACCUCUGCCCCCUACUGGUUCGGUGUUGUAUUUUUUUAAUGGAGCUCAAGCUGUGUGCAGUGCACUAGGCAUAAGUGUUGUCUGAUAGUGUUAACAUAAUUCGUUACUACCGUUCUCUUCCCUGUUUCAGUGGAGGCUGUACAGAAGGGGUGGUGUUGCCUUGCCAAAGACCUACGCAGUGAGCCUCCGUGUCAGCAACCUCCCACUAGCACAGCCAGGUAAUGCUGUCUCUAGUCACAGCCCUCAACCUCAUUUUGUUCACUGACUUAACACGCGUCCGUAAACAAACAUACUUAGCUUUUUCCUGAACAGUCUAUUUUGCCCUUUCUAUUCCAGCACUGACUUUUUCCUCACCCUUUAAUAUGGGACGAUACCAGUAUCGCGAUACUCGUCAGUAUCAUGGCAAGGAAACAAAACCCGAAGCGGAUUCAACUUCUUUAGGAAAACAACCCUAAUGUUGGAAACAAGCAGCAUCAUGUUGUCAUCCAGAGUUACAUGUUUCCCCCAAGCUACAGCACAUAAUAUUUCACAUACAGCAGGUUUUUAAAGGACCAAAGAGUUUGGCAUGAUUCAUGUUUUCAUUUUUGCAAUGGAAAAAUAUUGCGAUACUGGUAUCGGCACAGCCCUAGAGAAAAAGGGCUGUCAUUCUUCUGUAUGGUCCUUUAUUUCUAGUUCAGCCCUUUCUGUAUUCAUUCAGUCAUCAGUUAUGGCUUCCUUUUUGACUGUCUCUCUUUCUCGCUAGUGACAUUGCAAUGCAGAAUACCAUGGAGCAGACCAGGAAGGCUAUACACAGGUAACUGACUUCCCCGUCAGUGUGUGUGUGUGUGUGUGUGUGUGUGUGUGUGUGUGUGCAAUGAAUAAAGAUUGUAUAUUUUUAUCCCGCCUGUGUGAUUCAGGCUGCAGGCUGAGAGUGCAUCUUGGGAGUCCCUGUUAGACAAGCACCGGAGUAAAGCUGAAGAAUUGGCCAGGUGAGCACAUUCACACACAUACAAAUUACAUGCACUCGCCCACUCUCGUUCCGCACUCGCCCACUCUCGUUCCGCACUCGCCCACUCUCGUUCCGCACUCGCCCACUCUCGUUCCGCACUCGCCCACUCUCGUUCCGCACUCGCCCACUCUCGUUCCGCACUCCCCAUGCUCCAAGUUUCAGGUUGUCAAUAAAGUGAUUUUUCUUCUCAUAUGCCUGGUGCUCCAGUCCUAUUUGGGCUUUAGCCAAGAACUGUGUUUGUUCAUUGUACAGUAUGGCAUGGUAACGAUACAAGAGUUGGCUACAGCCCAUUUUAGGACCAUGGUUUUUGCCUAGUGUAACUGUGUCAGUAUAUCUUCUCUUUCCCUUUACAGGCGAGUGGAGCAGGGCCAGGAGAAGGGGGUGACGUUAGACCCUAGCUGCCUGGCCCAGUCCUCACAGAGCCAGCUCAUCCAGAACAAACCUGAUUACCACAGCCUGCUCUGCAGACAGCAGCCCAUACUGUCCACCAUGGACAUGGUGGUAAGACGGACAAACUAGUAUUAAACUACUUGGGAACGGUUUCUUGGACACAGAUUUGGCCUAGUCCUUGACUAAAAAGCAAGCUCAAUGGAGAAUCUCUGUUGAAAUAAUUUUUGCAGUCCAGGAUUUGGCUUUAUGUGUCCAGGAAAAAGCCCUGUGGUGUUUAUGAAAAUAUUAUAUUGGGCAUAUCUUAACUUCCAUUUAAGUCACAUUUUCACUUAGUCAAACAUUUAUGUCAGUGGGAACCUACAAGUAAUUGAACAUUUGAAGAUUCACCCCAUCAGUGUCAUGUCCCAUGCUCAGAAAGUAAAAGAUGGUAGCUGCAGUGCAAGAAAUAAUUGGACAGCUAAUGUGUCUGUGAACAGUGUCCAUACUUGCCUUUAGGGUAAAGCAAUUCAUUUUUCUAAAUUUUUAUCACACCCUUUAUGUAUCUAACAUAAAACGUCCAUUAAUAGCCCGAGCUAGGGCUGGGCGGUAUACUGUAUUUGUCUAUAUACUGGUAUUUAUGCACGGACUGGUUUGGGUCUUUAGCUUACAUUUGUAUAACAGUAUUUAAAUGUUGGGUUUGUUUAAAAGUUACUCUACUCCGGCGUGUUUAAUGUCCGUUUUUAUAGUUUACUCCGUUUUCUACUUGAGUCUUCUCUCUCCUUCCACACACACCCAGCCCAUUGUCACUCAAGGAGAGCAGUUUUUGCUCUACCGCGUGUCACAAGUUCAAAUACUAGCCGUUCACUCGCAGUGACAGUCUGCAUGGUCAACACUGCAGGUGCAACAAGAUGUUGGUGACAACGAUGCUGCUUUCCACUUUGCUUCUUAAUAUAAAUCAACAAGCGUUCUAUAAUUACACUAUUAGUUGCUGUAUCUUAGUGUCUGCAAACAGCUAGUUUGGCUUUUUUUUUAGCGAGUUGUGGCGAAAAUAAAUCGUGUUAGUCGCUGAUGCUAAUCAGCUGGCAAGCUAGCCAGCUAGCUAAACGUAGCUAGCUAAUACAGCCUGAUACCAGUGAUGGUGUAGGCCUAGAUCAACAUGUUGUUUGUAGAACCGUAUCUUCUAAAUCAGAGAGGAAUAGGCAACACAUUAAUAUUUUAGCUACAUCAAGUAAAAAAGCUAAUUAGGGUCCACUGGGAAACACUGACAAACAAAUAAUAAUAAUAUGCCAUUUAGCAGACGCUUUUAUCCAAAGCGACUUACAGUCAUGCGUGCAUACAUUUUUUUUUUGUGUGAACAGUAUAUUUUUGAUUGAACAGUAUAAAACAAUCAGAAUGGAGAAAGCCCCAUUAAAACACUUAGAAUGUAUGUGUUGCUAGAGUCAUGCACUACUCAUAAAGCAUGUUUAGAAAUUGUAUUAUUCAAAAACCUAAAAUACAAUAAAACAAUUUUUAAAUAGUGUAUGAUAUUUUGGCCAUAUCGCCCAGCCAUAGCCCGAGCGUUUAUUUGCCUCAACCACGAAGAGGCCCUGGCUGUUGUUGAAGAUGGGCACAUAUCGAAGGCCGGCGUUUUAUUACUGUUCAAGUUGUGAAACGCUCACAUCACCCUCUUAAAAUGUGGUUUGCUAGCUCUACAUGUAAUUAAAAAAUGGCUAUGUUCCUCCAUAGAUGGACACCCAGUGUAAGAUGGUCAGGGAGCUGCUGUCCAUACAGGAACAGUCUCAGCUACUGGUGAAGGAGACAAGCAGGAGAUUGGGUAAGGACAUAUCUUACUGGAUGGAUGGGUGUAGUGGUUCUCAGGGUCGUGUUCAGUAGGGCAGAACGUAGCAGAACGUUUGCAACAGGAAAUUAAAAUCUGUUUAGAUUUAGGUAGUACCUUCCCCUUUCAUUCUGUUUCAAAGCGUUUUCUCCCUGCUGAACACUAUUUUCUUAUAUUAAAGCCCCCAUGCACUCUUUAUUUUUAUUUUUAAAUCAUCACAGUGAAUUAUUUAAAUCCCAUAGCCCAGACUGGGCUGUUGAAAUGCUCAAUCUGAUCGUGUGGGUGUAAGGAAGCAAAUUUGAAGAUAUUUACAUACACAGCCCUGAUAGGAUGGUUUAAAGCCCACCCCCUUACCCAGAUGAACAGUCAUUGGUCUGUUAUAAGCAGAUCACCUUGUGAAGUCAUGAUGUGGGCCAAAAGUUCCAUCCCACCUGAACGGGCUGAAAUUCCUGGCUUUUCAAACAGCUCUUACAAGAAGGGUGUUAUCAUAAUUUUAACAAUUUCAGUGUUAUUUUGACCUCAUAGUGGAAAUAUUGAAAAACAGGAAAAUCAUGUUAAUUGUGUUUGAGUAUAUUAUCUUUGUUGUGUUUUAAAGUGUAUUUGGAAAGUAUUCAGACCCACAUUUUGUUACGUUAGUCUUAUUCUAAAAAGUAUAUUUACACACAAUACCCCAUAAUGACAAAGCGAAAACAGGAUUUUUGAAAUUGUAUUCAAAUUGAAAAACAAAUAUCUGAUUUACAUUAUUCAGACCCUUUGCUAUGAGACUCGAAAUUUAGCUCAGGUUCAUCCUGUUUCCAUUGAUCAUCCUUGAGAUGUUUCUACAACUUGAUUGGAGUCCACCUGUGGUAAAUUCAAUUGAUUGGACAUGAUUUGGAAAGGCACACACCUGUCUAUAUAAAGGUCCCACAGUUGACAGUGCAGGUCAGAGCAAAAACUAAGCCAUGAGAUCGAAGGAAUUGUCCGUAGAGCUCCGAUACAGGAUUGUGUCGAGGCACAGAUCUGGGAAAUGGUACCAAAACCUUUCUGCAGUAUUGAAGGUCCCCAAGAACACAGUGGCCUCCAUCAUUCUUAAAUGGAAGAAGUUUGGAACCACCAAGACUCUUCCUAGAGCUGGCAGCCCAGGCAAACUGAGCAAUCGGGGGAGAAGGGCCUUGUCAGGGAGGUGACCAAGAACCAUAUGGUCACUCUGACAGAGCUCCAGAGUUCCUCUGUGGAGAUGGGAGAACCUUCCAGAAGGACAACCAUCUCUGCAGCACCACCAAUCAGGCCUUUAUGGUAGUGGCCAGACGGAAAAGGCAUAUGACAGCCCGCUUUGAGUUUGCCAAAAGGCACCUAAAGACUCUUAGACCAUGAGAAACAAGAUUCUCUGGUCUGAUGAAACCAAGAUUGAACUCUUUGGCCUGAAUGCCAAGCGUCAUGUCUGGAGGAAACCUGGCACCAUCCCUACGGUGAAGCGUGGUGGCAGCAUCAUGCUGUGGGGAUGUUUUUCAGCGGCAGGGACUGGGAGACUAGUCAGGAUCGAGGGAAACAUGAACGAAGCAAAGUACAGAGAGAUCCUUGAUGAAAACCUGCUCCAGAGCACUCAGGACCUCAGACCGGGGCGAAGGUACACCUUCCAACAGGAUAACGACCCUAAGCACAUAGCCAAGACAACGCAGGAGUGGCUUCGGGACAAGUCUCUGAAUGUCCUUGAGUGGCCCAGCCAGAGCCCGGACUUGAACCUGAUCUAACAUCUCUGGAGAGACCUGAAAAUAGCUGUGCAGCGACGCUCCCCAUCCAACCUGACAGAGCUUGAGAGGAUCUGCAGAGAAGAAUGGGAGAAACUCCCCUACUACAUAUGUGCCAAGUUUGUAGCGUCAUACCCAAGAAGACUUGAGGCUGUAAUCACUGCCAAACGUGCUUCAACAAAGUACUGAGUAAAGGGUCUGAAUACUUAUGUUAAUGUGAUUUCAUUUCAUUUCAUUUAUUUUUAUAAAUGUGCAAAAAUGUCUCAACCUGUUUUUGCUUUGUCAUUAUGGGGUAUUGUGUAGAUUGAUGAGGGGGGGAAAAACAAUUUAAUCAAUUUUAGAAUAAGGCUGUAACAUAACAAUGUGGGCUCUGCACUGUAUUUGUUAUGAUCAUGUAUUAAGUGUCUACAUCCUAUGAUAUCUCCUCCCAUCAGCGGCUGAUGGGGGAUUCCAGGAUCUCCCUCUGACCCGGUCAGGGAUCUACUGGCAGGACCCCUAUCCUCUGUAUCAACCAACGCAUCAUCCACCGUAUCAUCCUAGUACCUCUUUCUUAGGGUUGUCACAAUUCAGUGUCAGGAUACUACCAUACUUGAUUUUUCAUGGCAAAAAAGAAAAAACGAAUCAGACUGAAUUCUGGCUUUGUACAAGCAGGACAAAACACACAUUUUAAUAGCACAGAUUGUAUUGUUACCUUUGGUCUCGUCCAGGUUCGCUCAAUUAAUGACCAAUAGGAGAAAGAUCAGUCUGGUUUUUUCUUGGGUGUCUCCGGUAUUGAUGUCAUGUCUUAACUCUGUAUCCAUGGCUCCCUGACUUAGCUGUUCUCUGUGGUGCCUUGUGUGGUUGUGUUUGUAAAUAAUAGUCUGGUAUCUUCCUUCAUGGGAUAAAUGUGGAUUAUUUCUGCCAUAACUUUCUAUCUAUUCUAAUUAUAUUCCACCACUAUACUAUGGGGUCCUCCCAAAUGGCACCCUAUUCCU
This is a messenger RNA of Coregonus sp. 'balchen', 7466 nucleotides long. Lineage: Eukaryota; Metazoa; Chordata; Actinopteri; Salmoniformes; Salmonidae. The record is from the annotation of a GenBank genome assembly.